CAUUAAAAAAGUACGCUAGUGCACCGGCUAGCGAGAUCGUGAACUUUUCCCACACAAAACAAUUUUGAAGAUUUUGCACUUCUCAAUCGACAACCGCAAGAACUUUCGACAAACCACCACCAACAACUCCCCAAAUACCGUAAUCAUGGGUCGCGUUCGUACCAAGACAGUUAAGAAGUCCGCCAAGGUCAUUAUCGAAAGAUACUACCCAAAGUUGACUCUCGAUUUCGAGACCAACAAGAGAAUCUGUGAUGAGAUCGCCAUCAUUGCCUCCAAGCGUCUCCGCAACAAGGUAAAUGAAAUCUUCAAUUGAGCGAAUUUCGACAAAAGAUCUAAUAAUCGAUAAAUAGAUCGCCGGUUACACCACCCAUUUGAUGAAGCGUAUUCAACGUGGACCAGUCCGUGGUAUCUCCUUCAAGCUUCAAGAAGAGGAGAGAGAACGUAAGGAUCAAUACGUUCCAGAGGUUUCUGCUCUCGAUGUUUCCAGCACUGAGAGCGGACAACUCGAGGUUGAUGUUGAGACAAAGGAGCUCCUCAAGAGCCUUGGUGUAUGUAUUUUGCGCAAUGCGAAACUUAAUGUCUUUUCUAAUAUUUUAUCAUAGUUCGAUUCUAUCCCAUGCAACGUCACCCCAGUUACUCAAGCACAAACUACCGAGCGUGGACCAAGACGAUUCGGCGACAGACCUGCCCGCAGAGAAUAAAUUUAUGCAUUUACAAAGGGUAUGGGGGAUUUUAUUCGGAAACACAUGGAUCUGAUGGCUACUGGCGUAUAAAAGGACAGGAAGUGUAUACAGAUCAAUGUGAGAGAAUUCCUCCCAAAC
Sclerotinia trifoliorum is the source of this 821-nucleotide messenger RNA. The record is from the annotation of a GenBank genome assembly. NCBI's taxonomy places the organism in Eukaryota, Fungi, Ascomycota, Leotiomycetes, Helotiales, Sclerotiniaceae.